This is a messenger RNA of Hevea brasiliensis (rubber tree), 873 nucleotides long. Its product is annotated as cytochrome b5. Gene Ontology annotation, molecular function: heme binding. The transcript has 3 exons. Lineage: Eukaryota; Viridiplantae; Streptophyta; Magnoliopsida; Malpighiales; Euphorbiaceae. The record is from RefSeq and is a predicted model, not a curated record. Bases 212 to 622 code for a protein of 136 amino acids. Gene Ontology annotation, cellular component: membrane; endoplasmic reticulum.
CCCACACCACACCUAAUCCACCGGUAUACAAUAAAAUUUCUCCCUCUACUGACCUUACCAACCCUCUCCUCUCUUUCUCUCUCUGUUGUUCUUGUGUUCAUAUUCACUCACAGUUACAGCUUCUCUUGGUUGCAGCCCAUAGUUUUUUGCUCCUUCCAAAAGCUUUAAGGCUUCUUUCAUUCUGCUCUUCCUCAUACCAAACCCCACACUCAUGGGUGGUCAAGGAAAGGUCUUUACUUUGGCUGAGGUCUCUGAGCAUAACCACCACAAAGAUUGCUGGCUUGUUAUUGAGGGGAAGGUAUAUGAUGUGACAAAAUUCAUGGAGGACCAUCCUGGAGGUGAUGAGGUUUUGCUGUCUGCCACAGGGAAGGACGCAACUGAUGAUUUUGAGGAUGUUGGCCACAGCAGCAGCGCAAGAGCAAUGAUGGAUGAAUUCUAUGUUGGUGAGAUUGAUACAUCAACCAUCCCUUCUAGGAAGGCAUAUACUCCUCCUAAGCAGCCUCACUACAACCAAGACAAGACACCAGAAUUCAUUAUCAAGCUCCUCCAGUUCAUAGUUCCCUUGCUGAUCUUGGGUUUGGCUGUUGGUAUCCGCUUCUACACCAAAAAAACUGAAGCAUAAGUGCUGAAACAAUAACUGGGACUUGAAAUUCCAAAAGAUGAUUCAAAUAAGCUCAUGUUAGUUAAUUCUUGUAUCACUGUGGAUCUUUUAGGACGUCUGAGUUUGUGAUGAAUGUGUGCUUGUUUCUCCCUGCCAUUCCCUUUUCCUUGUAAGAGUUCAUGUUGUCAUCUUUCUUCUUCUACCCUUCAUAUGCCAUUGGUAAAAACCAUCUUUCCUCUUAUCACAUAAUAUCAUUGCUGAUUUUGGAAACA